UAUUGAUUUCUUCAAAAGUAAUAUAGAUUAUAUGGAUAACUUAGUAUUUAAUCAUCCUUUUAUCUCUGGUAUCAUUGGUCUGGAUGUAGUUGAUGAAAUAAUGUUGAUGAUGUUCUCAUCUGAUGAGUUAAAAGAGAUGAUGUAUUGUGAUAAAAUAGUUUCCUGGAAAAUGAUAGAUAAACAAAUAAAGACAUGGGUAGCCGCUCUUGUAAAGACAGAGGAGCCACAGAAAUUUUUAAUCUCAGAGUCAUUAGAUCAUGAAGAAUGCACUUAUAUGCUGGAUAUGUAUUUACAGUU
Messenger RNA from Racocetra persica, 297 nucleotides. Lineage: Eukaryota; Fungi; Glomeromycota; Glomeromycetes; Diversisporales; Gigasporaceae. The record is from the annotation of a GenBank genome assembly.